UUGUGGCUUCCUAUUUACUGAAACUUCUUGAAACAGGUUCACAAACAAGACGUCGUUUUGUCGGCUGACAGCAAACGUUUGUGCUGGGAAGCGGGAGCUCAGUAGGAACAAGUUACAAGUCAGGAUGAAUGCAAUGCUGCGCACGAGCUGACGCCAAAUUGGUGUAUAGAAAUUAUAACUAUGAAAUUAUUCUAGCAUUGUUGUUGGUCAUUGUUUAUGUAAAGCAGGCGUGAAUUGUUUUUUAACAACUGUUUUAUUUUUUCGCCUUUUGAAUGCUUUUUUUACUUUCCGCGUGAGACUCAAAUAGUUAGAUAAAAAAAAUAACAACAACAAAGAAACAAAGAUGAAGUUUAACGGUUAUCUGAAGCUCCGGAUCGGUGAGGCGGUGGACCUGAAGCCGACAACCUUUUCCCUCCGCCACACUGUCAUCUUCAAUAAAGCUGCUCCAGCCCUGGACCCUUACAUUGUGGUGAAGGUGGACGACUACAAAAUUGGACAAACUCACACCAAACAGAAAACCAACAUGCCGACUUACAACGAGGAGUUCUGCCUCAACGUGAACGACGCGAAACAAAUCGAGCUGGCGGUUUUCCACGACACUCCAAUCGGAUAUGAUGACUUUGUGGCCAACUGCACCAUUCAGUUUGAGGACCUCAUCAAAUCCUCCAACACAGGAGAGAUUUUCGAGGGAUGGAUGGACUUGGAGCCAGAGGGCAAGGUCUACGUCCUUAUUACGCUUAAUGGAUCCUUCACUGAUGAUGAUGCCCUUGUUAAAGAGAAGAAGACCUACAAGCAGUUUACAAGGAAGCGGCAGGGGGCCGUGAGACGGAGGAUCCACCAGGUCAACGGACACAAGUUCAUGUCUACUUUUCUCCGCCAGCCCACCUUCUGUUUUCACUGCAAAGAGUUCAUCUGGGGUGUUUUUGGAAAGCAGGGUUACCAGUGCCAAGUGUGCACCUGUGUGGUUCACAAACGAUGCCACCAGCAUGUCGUCACAGUGUGCCCACGCAUGAAGAAGCCAGCAAAAGAACAGCAACCUGUAAACCAAGGCUUCAGCAUCAACGUCCCUCACAAGUUCAACAUCCACAACUACAAGUCGCCCACUUUCUGUGACCACUGUGGCUCACUGCUAUGGGGAAUAGUCAGGCAGGGGCUGCACUGUAAAAUCUGUAAAAUGAAUGUUCACAUUCGCUGCAAAGGCAACGUUGCGCCAAACUGUGGGGUCAACAGUGUGGAACUGGCCAAUAGGCUUGCAGAGAUGGGUCUGCAGGCUGGAGGGCUCACUAAACGCAACUCAAUGGCCAGAAGUCCAAGUCAGGUGAGUGCGCCCCCUGAAAGGAGACGGAGUACAGACUCUCAGCAGCAGACCCCUCGGCUGGGGAUUUCAGACUUCACGUUCCUUCAAGUGCUUGGGAAGGGCAGCUUUGGCAAGGUGAUGCUGGCGAAACUUAACAACAAAGAGCGGGUGUUUGCCGUGAAGGUCUUGAAAAAGGACAUCAUUUUGCAGGAUGACGAUGUGGAGUGUACCAUGACCGAGAAGAGGGUGCUGUCACUGGCUCGCUGUCACCCCUACCUCACACAGUUGUACUGCUGCUUCCAGACACUGGACCGUCUGUUCUUUGUGAUGGAAUUUGUGAAUGGGGGCGAUCUUAUGUUUCACAUCCAGAAGUCCAGGAAGUUUGAAGAGCCGAGAGCACGUUUCUACACGGCAGAGAUCACCUCCGCUCUCAUGUUCCUGCACAGCAAAGGCAUCAUCUACAGGGAUCUAAAAUUGGACAAUGUUCUUCUUGAUAAAGACGGACACUGUAAACUGGCAGAUUUUGGCAUGUGCAAAGAAGGCAUAUUUGAAGGUGCAGCCACAGGAACUUUCUGUGGGACCCCGGACUACAUUGCCCCCGAGAUCCUCCAGGAGAUGCUCUAUGGCCCCUCUGUGGAUUGGUGGGCUCUUGGGGUGCUACUGUAUGAGAUGCUGUCAGGACACGCCCCUUUUGAAGCCGAAAAUGAAGAUGACCUCUUUGAAUCCAUCCUCAAUGAAGAGAUUGUUUAUGCAUCUUGGCUCAGCACAGAAGCAGUGAAUAUACUCAAAGCUUUCUUGACCAAAAACCCGACCCGGCGUCUGGGCUGUGUGGCCUCAGAUGGCGGAGAGAACGCCGUGACCAGCCACGCGUUCUUCACAGACAUCGAUUGGGAGAAACUGAAUCGUAGAGCAAUAGAGCCACCUUUCAAGCCCAGGAUCAAAUCACCAGAGGACGUCAACAACUUUGACCCAGAUUUUACUCAGGAAGAACCCACCCUCACGCCCAUUGAUGACCCUAUGAUCCCGUCGAUCAACCAGGAGGAGUUUCGUAACUUCUCCUUCACUUCGCCUGAACUGCUGGAGAGCUAAGAGUCUCCACACUGAUCACCAGUCGUCCCGCACUUGUCUCACCCUUAUCAGUGUCUAUAGCUUUGUCUAAGACGGUUCAGAGCGACAUGUACAGUAUGACGCUGACACAUUCCCCACAGACAGGAGGGUGUAAAGCGCAGUGGGGUCAGCCAAGAACAUACUCAACAAGAACUGGGCCUGCACCUGAUGAACUCUUAACCACUCCUGUAAUUCCUGAGCAAGCACAGAGUCAUCAGCUUUUGAAAUGACAUGUAGUUUUAUUGCUUGAUUGGGACACAUUCGUGCAAGUGUCUGUGUAGAGUAUUUGACAUGUUCAUGUGUUUUAAACUUGUUUGACAAAGGUG
Messenger RNA from Seriola dumerili (greater amberjack), 2730 nucleotides. RefSeq names its product protein kinase C eta (gene prkcha). The transcript is spliced from 14 exons. Gene Ontology annotation, biological process: protein phosphorylation. Lineage: Eukaryota; Metazoa; Chordata; Actinopteri; Carangiformes; Carangidae. The record is from RefSeq and is a predicted model, not a curated record. Gene Ontology annotation, molecular function: ATP binding; diacylglycerol-dependent serine/threonine kinase activity. The coding region runs from base 344 to 2386 and encodes 680 amino acids.